GAGCGUGAGGCGCAGGGGGCUGUCGGGAACAGGUUCUGGACAUCACCAACCACGUCUCUUAGGCAACAGGCAACUACAGCGUUGGAAGGAAAGUGCAGGAGACUCGGAGCCAGACUGGCAGCAACCUCCCCAGCUUAUGCUUGCAGCCUCUGAACCAGCCAAUCCUACCCUAAGAAGAGCUCAUCUUUCCAAUGUGGAAAAGGAAAAGAGACGACAAUGAGGAGGACAACCAAGAUGACCCUCAUUCAAAGAGGAAUAAGAAGGACCAGGCCUUCCAGGACCCUCACGCUAUAGAGUCGUCAAGCAGUGAUAAUGAAAGAAACCACAGCAGCAUCAAUAACCCAGUACGAGGAAGUGUACCAGAAAGCAGCUUAAACCAGAACAUUGCUGAACUAUACUCCAAUAUCCCCGAGUUCUCACACGAGGACUAUGCACUGUGCCAAGGCCAAGGUCCUUACUCCCACAUUAACCAGAUCUUGAAGGAGGCCCAUUUCUACAGCCUUCAGCAGAGAGGACAAUCACCGACGUGAUGACCUGGGUGCUCCUCCUCCCUUGUUUAUAAAAAGCAAUGACAUUCCCACAAAGCAGUCUUGGCUUUUGUCUGUAUUUUCAGUAAGAGUCAAUGGGCAUUUGUACUCUUUUGCUGUUUUGCUCCACCACUGAGAUUUCAGAGGGUCAUUCGUGACAGUUUGAUAUGUUUUCUGUCAAGUCUGGUGUCCAAUUCAUGUUUAAAUAGCAGCAUGAGGAUUUCUCCUGAUACUGAAUGGCUUGUUUGUCCCAUUCAAGUUGGGUUCCAAGUGACUCAUUUAGGGUCUCCAGGUUAAAUGUCCUUGUACAAUGUGACCCCUCCUUCUGAGAAGCUAAGGCCCAUAAAAGAAUGUGUACUUUCCCUUAAAACAUGAAAGAACAAGCAACAUUAGCAAAUAAGCCAACACCAAA
Molecule: messenger RNA, 939 nt
Organism: Microtus ochrogaster (prairie vole)
Lineage: Eukaryota; Metazoa; Chordata; Mammalia; Rodentia; Cricetidae
Gene: Vcf2
Product: VCP nuclear cofactor family member 2
Source: RefSeq, a predicted model, not a curated record